AUGACAGCGGAUAUAACAAAGCCUCUACUGGGGAAGAAUGGCAACAAGCCCACGGAAGUUGGAUCCACUGUGACGGCUACGGUCAUCAACCUGUUGAAGAACAUGGUCGGUGCCGGCCUUCUGAAUGUCUGUGUGGCCUUCCAGUACGCCUCCGUCCUUGGAGGGCUGCUGAUCAUGCUCUUCUCCUCCUUCGUAUGUACCGGAGGAUUUUUGCUGAUCGGGUAUUGCUGCUCCAAGACUCAAGCAAAGACCUUCCGUGAGCUUUGGCGGUCUGCAAUGGGCCAGAACACCGAAAAGACGGUCGAUGUGGUUUUGUUCUUCCAUACUCUCUUCAGCUGUGUAGGGUAUGUGACCAUGAUCGGGGACUUCUGCAUAAAGAGCGCAUCUGGAUUGAUGCCGGAUUCGAUUUUUGCGCGACGUCGAGAAUCCUCCAUUCUCGUUAUCAGUCUCUUUGGCAUUUUCCCGCUUUGCUUGUACAAGAACUUGGAGCCGCUCAAGUACACCUCAGUCGUUGGGUUGUUCAUUACGGCGAUCUCCUGCGCCUACAUUUUCUAUGAUGUUGUGGCCAACGCCGAGGAGUAUCAUGCGGCAGAGACUCUUCAAGACCACAUGUGGUAUGUCAAGCUGGACAUGUUCAAGACACUGGCCUUGUUCAACGGAUCAUUCUCAGCGCAUUAUAACGCCCCGACCUACUAUGCCGAGUUGAAGGAAAGAACAUUCCUGAAUUACAUGAGGGUGAGCUUCUGGGCUUUUGGCAUUGCCACGCUGCUCUUCACUGCUUUCGGUCUCGCUGGCUUUGCUCGCUUUGGCGACGAGGUGCUUGGCAAUGUGCUCAAAAGUUACAGCCCGGACGAUCCGAUGAUCCAGAUUUCGUGGUUUUGUAUGAUGGUGUCCACCGUCUUCAACUUCCCGCAUGCGUUUCAGCGAAUGCGCUCGUCAUUCAAUGCACUGAUAAACAGGGGCCCGGAGGACAAUUUCCUCGUGACAACGAUUGUCCUUCUGGGGCUUUCAGUAUAUAUGGGCGUGGCUUUCAAGGACAUAGCCGUCAUCAAGAUGAUCAAAGGUGCCACGCUGGGUGUUUCCAUCAUGUUCAUAUUCCCGGCCCUCUUCUUCUUGCAGCUGAACCAGCCCAUCCAGAUGAAGCGAAAAUGCAGUGGUGAUGUAAACGACCCCAACAGCAAGUUUCGCAGAAGGAGAAGAGGUAACUGGUUGCGAGUCCUCUGCGUGAUCAUGAUGAUCACCGGUUUCGUGCAGGGGCUGCUUGCACUUCUUGUGCACUACAAGGUUAUUUGA
Molecule: messenger RNA, 1293 nt
Organism: Symbiodinium sp. CCMP2456
Lineage: Eukaryota; Dinophyceae; Suessiales; Symbiodiniaceae
Source: the annotation of a GenBank genome assembly